GUCGUCCAAACUAUCGGAGCUAGAGUGGCAGAUUUAGUAACCCCUGAGGUCGUGGUGAUCGAAGACGCAGGAAUCGCGAAGCUUUUGUCAAGUGGUUAUGGCCGGACGAAAGUCAAUCAGAUCCAGAACAAGAACAACGUAAUCAUUCAGAGAAGCAACUUCGGUCGUCGUAUUCAAAUAACGGGCAGAUCAGAAGCUAAACUCCGCACUCGGACGCAGAUUGAGAAAUUAAUUGAAGACCUACAGAAAACCACGCAUUUAGAGAUCGAUUUACGACAUUCAGAUCGACCCGUGGGUGCAAUCCGAGAGAUUUUGAAGCACUUCGGGAAAGACCUUAACAAACUAGUUGAAGAGGAACACUGCCAAGCAUCCAUGGAGAUCAGACGUCGAAAACUUGUACUACGCGGAGCUAAGGAAGCUGUUGGUCAAGUUCAAAAUAAAGUAGAAGAAUUUCUUAAAACAAACGUUGAUAUUGAAUGUCCUGUUUGUUUUGCCGACACCGUUGAAGUUCCGUAUUUUCUCACUCUGUGUGGCCAUGCGUAUUGCUCUGCUUGUAUUACGCAGUAUCUUAGCAAUGUUUUUGAUUCAGUAAAGAGUGCUGACUUGUUCCCUCAAAAGUGUAUGUGUGAGGAAUGUGAAUCUCCUGCCAUCAAGGAAGAUUACGUAGCGCUUUUAAAUACAGAACAAAUUCAAAAGCUAUACCGAGUUUCGUUGGAAUGUUUUUUGAUUGGCAACACUAGCUACAAGCCUUGUCCGACACCUGAUUGUUCUUGGGUAUAUGAAGUCACUUCCGUUCCAGGCGUGUUUGCCUGCCCUGAAUGUAACAUUCGUUUGUGUAAGAAGUGUGGAGAUUCAGCUCAUGACAAAUUUGAUACGUGUGAAGCAUAUAAAGCGAGUAAAGAAGGAUUGUCGAAGUCAGAGCAACAAUUGAAGGAAUGGGCGGAAGGAGCGGAUACUCGCGAGUGUCCUAAAUGUUCAGUUACGAUUGAGAAAAAUAAAGGAUGUUCGCAUGUAAAUUGUAGACAAUGUAAUGCACAUAUCUGUUGGAAAUGUGGAAGGUUUUUCAAAACAGAUAAGGCAUGUUACAGUCACAUAGAUUUUUGUGAGAAGAUAUAGAUUAUUGACAGAUUUUGGAUGUGAUAAUUUUGCAACAACUGAUGAAUGCAAGUUCGUACUCAGAGAGAAGAGAGAUAGAGCACGAGUGUUGUACUCGUACAAAUUAUUGAAAGAAGUAGUCUCUCUUCUCCGCAGAGGUUUUCAUGCGCUAGAGUAGCAAUAGAGCCAUACAGACACGGAAAGGAGCUUUGCUGUUUCGCCUGAUUUUACCUUAUAUCGUUAUGACGUUCAGUAAGGUUAGGUGAUUAGGGACUGGGGUUCAGUGACUGGGUCAAAAUCAAAGAGAAAUAUAUUUGUGCGUGAAACAUGACGAACCUUCCCACCUCUUAUCAUCUAGCGGCUUUGGAAAAUAACGAGAAAGCCUCUGUGGAGGACAGAGAGGAGAAAUUAUAGUGAUAGUAUAGAUUUUGGUUUUCGCGUUUACUAAUAAUGAUCUCUUUCGGCUCAAAAAUGGUUAUUUUUAACGCGCGUAAUACUAAAAUACUCAAAAUUUGCUCAUUUCACAGGGCUAUAUUUUCCGUAUUUGACAACAUUUCGCAACCAAACUUUGCAAUUUUACUAAUUUUGGGAUGAUCUUUUGAGGUAUAGUGGUAUAUUUCGUGUCUAGACAAAAAAUUAGUCGAUAGCUGGAAUUGUCUAUUAUGGAAAAGGUGAUUGUAUUCCGUUUUGGAUCCGUUUUAUUCCAGAUAAGAAGAAGUACGCGUAGCAAUAACCGCUUACCGAAAUCGCUGGCUCUUCACUAUAAAAUUUAUAGAUAACGAGAGAAAUACUUUUCAACGAAACGAUAUUAUGCAGAAUGCAACCAUAUUUUAUCAAAACCAUGGGCGUACCGGAAGGAAAAAAAUAGGGGGGCGGGAAGAAAUUUGCCCGAGUUUUCGCCAUUGUGCCGGAUAAUAAACCAAAAUUGCCCGACUGUUGAUUGAAUAUUGCCCGACUGCCCAACAAACUGGGGGGGGGGGGCUACCGCCCCCCUUCCCCGCCCCCCCCCCACCGCCCGGUACGCCUAUGAAUUUCGAAACUACCUUCGAAUCUGUGUGCAGAGAAAAUCAAUGCUAAAAAUGCCACAAGUAUGCUACCUCCUCCUCAGGCCUUUCAAAAAUAUAAAAUUGGUGGGAAACGAACGGUCUAAUUUUCUCAAAAUGUCCUGAACGUUCAAGAAAUGAGCAUGGCAAUGAUGGCUUCUGACAACCUAGUCCCUCUCGCAGUAACCUGCGAUCAGGCCUAUAAACUAGAAAAUACAUGCAUGCAGAAACCCUCGCCUUGCUGACAAAACCAUUGUAUUUUCCGAAGUAUCUGAAGUAGUUGUCAUGGUAGCACGAUAAUUUUUUAAGAAUAUUCUUACAAAUGAAAAAUCGCCUAAAAAUAUCACUUUUAAUUACAAAAUUAUCAAUUUCCCAACAUAUAUAUGUUAGGUAUGUUAUUAUACGUAAUAUGAGCUUCAAUUUAAUUAAGGUAAAAUUCAACUACAAACGCUUCGCAAAACGUUUUAAAAUGUUCUUUAUAAAACUAAACUGCCUUUAUAAAUUAAAUGGCUUUAUCGAUAAACUUUGAGUUUGCAAUAAAAUGAUUUCAAAUUCUUGCAUGCAAAUAACUUUAAAUAAAUUUAAAGCAAUUAUAAAAUCAAAAUUUAAAGGUGAUCUACAGUCCAUAUGUAAACAAAGCCUUUGUUUACAUUUUUGUGUCCAAAAUAUCGAGCUUUAUUCGACAACUAUUUAUAUUUUCAAGCUUCCAGAGUAUAAUAAAUGAUCAAGAAACAACAAUCAGUCUUUUCAAGAACUCAAAACAUAGUUAAACUGUUUCUAUCAUAAAAAGUGGGCUCAUUUGUGCACAUGCGCAGAUCGGACUGUAGAUCACCUUUAAAACAAACUUACCUUCGUUAACGUUGGCUCCCUUCUUUUAGCCGAUUCUUUCGCCCUUUCUUUCUGAGAAAGCUUUUGAAAUUUACAAAAUCUUGCAAAAAUGCGAGCAAAAAUGAAAUAUAUUUGCAGGAAAUUUAUCAAUCAUCAAAUCGAGAAAUGUUUGCUAUUUCGCUGUCGUCAUGCAGUCGUUAUAUAAUGCAAACUUUAAAAUGGACCAAUCAGUGUCCGCCCUUCAUGACAGUCCGCCAUAUUUUUGAGAUCAGUGAGGAUGACCACACACCCAACCAUCUAUGCACCCAACACUCCAACACCCACGAUCAUUGAUGAACUUUAGACUAAUUCGCUAAUGCUUUCGUUUCCCCGGGUGUAAAUAGCCGGGGGGAAUUAGUACCCUCGCACGGCGCUUCGCGCCGUCGGCUCGGGGAUAAAUAGGCCCGAUACAAUAGACCUUUACAAAAGUCUAUGCCGUACAACCAUAUUUCGGCUAGCCUGCGUAGCAGGCGUUUAGUGCGGGCGGGAGAAAAGAGGGCGUCGUUAAAUAAACGCCUACCCAAAUGCCUAUGAUUAAUUUGUUCUUCUCCAAAAAAUCUUCGCAAAAGCUUCCCAUUGGUCAAUCUCGUUAACGGAGUAAUUACGUAACUCAAAUGUCAACAAUAAUUUUGCUCGCGUAUCGAAAAUAUGCCGCCUGUUAUAAUUUCAAGUAUUUAGGCUUCGAAAUUCAGUUGAAACAAGAAUAGAGAAAGUCUAUUAUUAAUUUGCUAUGUGGUGAAGACGCCGGUUAUCGCGAUUCUUCCUACGGAAAGUCGGCAAAUCAAAGGCAAAGCUUGCCCGAGCUGAGUGACCAUAGUGGCAAGUAAAGGCUGCAUUCCAGUUACGCGUUUUUCAUACGUGCGUACACGCAUGUAAAAUUGCAAAUAACCUUAACAAAUACACAUUAAAUUAUACCCAAAACUGAAUGCUGUCCUUUUUAUCACAAGAACCCUCCUCAAGAAUCGCGAACUCAAAACCGGGUGAUCAUUUUUACGCGCAGGUUGCGGAAACUGAUUAACAAAAUGAAAGAACUUCCAAGAUGACCUGACGUGAGCAGUUGCUCGCGCCAUAUCACGCCAUUGCGCGUGUUCUAUAGCGUUUUAUGUCAAUUGCUGACGUCAUUAGAAUUUUAAUUUAAUUUAUAAACUUUGCCGAUGAAACAGUACAUUACCAACCUCGUACCCAGGGUCUUUCUUGGUACAUUACAUGACAGAAACAAACGUACAUAAUGAAAUACAGUAGGUACAUGACCACGGCUGGGUGACCGCAACAGCGAAUAUACUCUUAAAUAUACUCUUAAAUGUUCGAGAGUUUUCAGGAUCAUAAUUAAUGUUCAGUGAUGUAAAGUAAUACUUGAGCAAAUCUGAUUUAAAUACAGAAAUGCUAGUAUCAUUAGUGAGGUUCAGUUCAUCUGCAAGAUAAUUCCAAACUCGGCACGCUCUUACGAGGAAAGAUUUUUGGUAGGUGAUAGUUCUGCAUUUAGGGAUGACAUAUUUCAGUUUGUUUGAUGAGGUUGAUCGGAUUGCUCUACGAGUGGCCAAGAUAGCUGGCGACACUUGGGGAUUUAGCGUUACUAGACCAUGUGUGAUUUUAAAAAACAUGAUGAGGUCCAAGUAUUCGUGCCUUUAGAAAAAUAAUGCGCUAUAUCUCUCUAUUUUGUCUGGUGACCUAUGUUCAAAUUUUGCAUGCUGUGUUGCACCGCUAAAAACUUUCAUUGUACAAAAAAUUAAAAAAUUCUGUAAUGUCAAAAAAAUUUUACCGAAGAAUAUGACAUUUUCGUAUUUUCCAAAAAAAUGGCAUUACAGAAUUUUUUUAUAUUUUGCUAAUUGUUAACUUUUGAUCCAAGUAAAAUAAUGCACGAAAAAAAAUUGGAGGUCACCAUGCUUCUUUUCCAACUAUGGGGUCACCAUGCUUCUUUUCCAACUUGAGCUACGGGCUACUCAGGUUAAUUGGCGGUUCAAAUCCCGCGAUGGCCAACCUUUUGUUUUUCGUUCUCAUAUUUUUUUCUCUAAGAUUUUUCCUAAGAUUGUCUUUAUACAAUACCUUUCGGUUAGAUUAGGGUUAGAGUUCGGAUCAGUUUUAUUUUUUAAGUGUGGAAUUACCAGACAACACAGUUUAAUAUUAAAGUGUGGAGGUACUAGACAACAAAGGGGAGUUAAAAAUUGUAAAUUACUAUUAUUAAAUUGCUCCUUCUUUCAAAAUUCGAUAAAUUGUUUUUUAGAAAUAUUAUAAUAUUUCGCUGUCACUUCGGGCCAUUUUGUACUUCGCGCAAAUUUCAAUAAUUCGCGCGCGAAUUCGAAUUGCUUCAGCCGCUGACAUGAUCUGAUUUGAUCGCGGACGGGGGUCACAGAACGCCCGGGCACAAAAUAGAAACCCGGGCCUGAAAUUGACUACCGUCAGCCUAGACCUAGGCCUUCUAGUCUUGUUUAUAUGUUUUUAAUAUUCAGCGCUGUUGCGUCAGGCUUGUGUCAUUCCUCCGCCCCGCCCCCAAAUCACCUGGUCCCAGUCUUUUCAUGUGAAAAAGCGCUAAAUCUUAAAAAAAUAUAAAUAAAAAUAGAAGGCCUAGGCACAGAAGAAGGUACACAGAAGGCCGACUUCUUUGUUUUUCCUAUGAUUUUGCUAUGAUUUUGGCGUAACCCGUAAUUCGUCAUCAAAUGCUGACGCCGUGGUCCUAGCCAGUGCGCGUUUGAGAGGCAUUCGCCCCCCUGAUAUUAUUCAAAAUGGCGGAUGUCCAGGGGGGGAAUGCCUCUCAAACCCGCACUGGCUAGGACCAUGGCGUCAGCAUUUUGAUGAUGAAUCAUGGCGUGGCAGCGUUACUCGAGUCGACCUUCUGUGGCCUAGGUCACAGAGUAAGUAUAUACAGAGGCGGAACUCGAGGCAAAUCAUGUCCCCACUUUUUUAAUGCGCAUGCGCGACCCUCUGGCAAGUGUCAUGCACAUUUUUUAUCAGGAAAUAGAUAGGAAAAUGCAAAAUUUUGGCAAUAAAACGGCGAUUUGAAGCGCAGUAACCGAUCAAUCUUUAUUUUGUGCACGCAUUUUGCAAAUAAAUGGCACACUGCGUCUUCUUAGCGAAAGGAAAUUGAACGAAUACCAUUUUUAACGGCGAAAAUGAGAAAAGACACCCGAAGGAGUGAGAAUUUCUGGCAAUCUGAAGAUUCGAUUCUGUAGACCUGAACUCCAGCUGGAACUUGGCAACUUUAUAUGUGAGUUUUUUUUCUCUAGCUCAUAUAUAUGAAAUUAUCAAUAUAUUUUUGUGAAGUGCAAUGUUGUAUGAAAGGGUUGUCGUUAAUUUAAACAUUGCAUAAACAGCAUUCAGGUACGAAAAAUAUGAACAUCAACAUUCAACAUGGACUUACUGAGUAAAUGGACUUGGACAUGGAGCCACAGUACUCUAAAGUACUCAUAUAGACUCUAUUUAACUUAUAUGUUGACCCAAUGGUGGGGGAUUGGUCAAAUUAUACUUUAUAGUGAUUCCCCUCCAUACUGGAAAGUUCGUAUGUUACGCCGGAUAUAUCCGGCGUAGGAUUUUACAGAUUACGCCAAAUUUGGCGUAAUACUAAAUCAAUUUUUCGGUUGAAACUGUUGGCGUGGCGUAAAUGGCGUAAAGCGUAUAUAACGGUAUAGUGUUGGCCAGGGCCUUUUUUAACAUACAAGCUGGGGGGGCAUUUGCCCCCCCCAGUCCCCCCUUGUGCCCCCCCAAGAAAUCACAUUUUGCCCCCCCCCAGGAAAAGUCCCUUUUUCCUAAAAUUAUAUAAACAAUCCAGCGAAGAUUAACAAAUAGAUAAACGGAAAGUAAGUUUUAGGCUUUAUCCUUUGUUCUUGUUUAACAAAAUCGAUUUAAAUUGUUACUUUUUUUAUCACUAAGUAAUGAUAAAUUAUUGUUAAUAUUUUUUUAUUUUUUGGAUGCUCAUGCAGAAUGCAGGAAAUAGCAUUUCACGGUUUCAAAUUUCAAAAAUUUUCUUGGGAUUAUCCCUCUAAUAAGUAAUGAUAAAUUACAGUUAAUAUUCUUUUUUACUUUUAAUUUUGUUCAUUUUUCCAUCUUUUAUUUCAAAUACAACUAUAGUUAGCAUAUAUUUUAGAGCAAAUUUGGAUGCUCAGAAUGCAGGAAAUGGCAUUUCCGUGGUUCAAAUUUCAAAAAUUUUCUUGGGGAGUACACCCCCACACACCUGACCAUUGCUAUCCUCCUCUGAUAAGUAAUGAUAAAUGAUGGUUAAUUUUUUUCACUUUUUGUGCGUUUCUUCCUUUAUUUAUUUCAAAUAGAAGUAUAGUUAGCCAGUUAGGAUAAAUUUUGGAGCAAAUUUGGACGCUCAGAAUGCAGGAAAUGACAUUUCCGGGAGUCAAAUUUCAAAAAUUUUCUGGGGGAGUACACCCCCAGAAGACCCCCCAAUUCAUGCGUGGUAUAUUUGCCACACACGUGGCUUUCAGCCAUUGCUAUCCCCCUCUAAAAUAUUAUCUCACAGAAAGGUCCCUUUUCAAAAAAUGCCCCCCACGGGAAAAUCCUUAAAAAAGGCCCUGGUGUUGGUGACUUGGCGUUCACGAGUGUGUCGGCGGUGUGGCGUUAUGUGGCGUUCUUAAUUUCUGGCACAGUGGCACGAUUGUUGUUCCAAAUUUCUAAUGUAUUAUAUAACGCCAUGAAAACUUUAUAUUUGAAAUAAUUUAUGAUAAUAAAUAUUCAAUUGACAAAAUAUUGUAUAAAUAAUUUUGCCGGCAAAUUUUACGCGUACAGCAAACUGUCGAGCAAAAAUCUACGCCGACGCGACUCUGUGACCAUAUAUUUUGCAAGGCAAUUACUAAAUAAGCAUGAAAAAAAUUAGCAAAAUGUAGAAAAAAAUUACUAAAUUUCUGCUGUCAACCAAAGUGGUCUGAAAAUCAAUAGAACAUCUCAAUAAAACAAAAUCAGUAAUACACUUUCCAUCAUUGAAACUAUGUUUUUCCAUGUUUUUCUUUCUCACUUGUACUUUUGAUUGCAAUUGUGCAAAAUGCAAAUAUGGUGUCGCGUUGUCGAGCCGGUGUCACAUCGGAUUUGUACUCCCCACGGAUAUGGACCCCCCGGUCCAUAUCAGCUAGCUGAUUCGGACCCCUACGGUACAUAUCUGGUAGCUGAUAUGUACCCCCUUCCGCGGAAAUGGAUCCCCUAAAAUUCACAAAAGAAGAAGUUUUGAAACGAUUUGCAGUUGAAUGUGCAUGGAAAUUUAGGCGUCAGUUUAAUUCUACAGCCCCUCUAAAUAUUACUUGUAAAUAUUAUGGCGUGUACGAAUUCGUAACGCAAAAAGCACGUUCGGAUUGUGCACGCAUAAGACACAGUUACUGUUACUCACAUAUGUUUGUUCCCUAGCUGUGCACUUAGAUAAUUCAAGGACCGCCAAUGAUGAGUUGAUUGAUGAAGAGUUGGUUAACAUUUUGGUAGAUAUGGCAAACGAAACCGAAGGAUCAGCAGAAGAUAACAGCACACCAUCCAACCACAUUCAAGGUAUGCAUAUAGUUUAUCCAGAUCGAGAGUACCAAUAGAGGAAUUUCAAAUAAUUUAUUAUAUUCAUUUUGAAAUGAAUGGUGUUUCUUGGAAUCUGAUUGGCUCUUCAAGAGUACUGACUUCAGCCAACUUUUAAUCAUAUGUAACCAUAGGAUUCAAACAGCUAAUCAAUUUUAAGAGCAAUUUACAGAAUUUACAGGACAGAGACCUUGAUUAGACAUUUAGGUUUUUUAGGGCCGCAAGUUAUAUUGUUGCAUAUAGUUGCAUUGUCUACAGCUGCUCCUGGUCAUAAGUCUAAAAAUAAAAUGUUGAUAUAUUUGAGUGUUUAAUACCCAUGCAAAAUUCCUACUGUGACUUCAGAAACUAUGAUAGUGUGAACCAGCCUCAAACUAUUAUGAAAUUGCUGUAUUUCAGAAAGCGAAGACACUGUGAGUAAUGACUCAAAUCAAGAAGAGCCAUCAACAACGGCAGCAGUGGAGCCCUCUCUCAUGGACCCUCCAAUUGCUAAUGUUGAAGUCGACCAUGCCCCACUAACAUAUCGAAUUGUGGAGGAGGGGACCAAACGGAGAAAAAUAAGUCUGGUAGAUAGUGUUGGGUUUAAAUAUAAUGUCCACUCAAAACGAUCAUAUGCUACGUACUGGCAAUGCACUGUGCGACCAAAUGGAAACCCAUGCAAGGCAUCUGUGGUUGAAAGGAACGGCUUGUUUCUCGCAGGGAAGUCAAACCACAACCACCAGGUUGAAGCAGGAGCCUUUACAGCAGCUGAAGUGGUGGCAGCAGUUAAACAAAAGGCAUUGGAGGAGAAAUUCAGGCCGGCUUCAGCCAUAGUUGAAGAGGUAGAUACAUUAGGGGGGUCCUGAGGGGGAGGGGAGAACUUAUCAGGAUUUACAUAUGUGGUACACUUAACUAAUUAGUAAUUAGUUUCUCAACCUACUUUUCGUUAGAAAAGGCAGCAUGCCGUCUCCACAGAUAUUUUUUGCACAAAUUUUCAUUCAAAAGUUUCUGCGUAGCUUCUCGUAAAGUUAUUUGACUCUGUCUUUAUGAUGGUAUAUGUUUUUUUUACCAUUGUGUUUUUCAUUCCCAGUAUCCUAAAUCCCCUUCACGACGCUUUGAUAAGUGUAUAAGGGCUAAGGCUCACAUUUUAUUAUGAAUCAUUUUAUUUAUAUUGAUCUUGUUGUUCUUUUAUAUAAGAUCCUUCUUAACAAGCUCGAUCAUGACAUACCCUGUGCAGCACUGCCAAAACUGGAGUAUAUGGCCAGAGCAGCGAACAGGCUACGCCAAAGAUCAAGGCCUAAAGAUCCACAAGACCUGCAGUUCGAACUAGAGGAGGACUGCAUCCCACCAGGAUUCCUUCAGGCUGACGUGGCGGUAAAAGAACGACGCCAUCUUAUCUUUGCCAAGGAAGAACAGUUGAAAACAUUAUGCAAAGCAAAGACUUGGUAUAUUGAUGGCACAUUCAAGUUGGUUCGUCAUCCAUUUAAACAGCUGCUAACAAUAAAUGCCUUUGUAAGGUCUGGUGAUCAUGCCAAACAAGUUCCACUUGUAUAUAUCUUGAUGUCAGGACGUAAAAUAAAGGACUACAAGAAGGUACGUUUUAUAGAAAAGAAACCUCAGUCAGUUUUUGUAAACGCCAAUUAUCAUUAUCUGUAUAAUACAAUGAAAUGUUCAAUGACCGAUGUCAAUGUCGAAGAACAGUAUCUUUUGCACUCUUUCAGAGUAUCACUAUUUAUUGUUCCACAUAUAGUUGACUCGAAUCUUGGGUUUAUUCCUUGAAUCAUUGGCUGAUUAUGAUUUUAUCCUGAGUGGCAGUCAACUAAAAUCGUCUGCGUUAGGCAGUGUAAAUUAAUGGAAUGAGGAAAUAGUUGGUAUCAGUGAUGAAACAUUAGUAUAAUCUAAAGAUGCAAUGUUACGUUAGUUUCACUUUCAUAUAUAAGAUGGUUUCCACGCCGUCUUUUGAUUAUUUAAGUUGACUCCCGAUUCGUGCAUAUACAUGAGUUAAUUUAAGUAGGGUAAAACAACAUUUUAACCGAAUCGAUUCUUUAAACCUUAGAAAAUGUAUUAAAAAUAAAACUGAUCAAUUUUUUGAAAUAUAUCGACUCCAAUCUUAAUUGGGUUUAUUCCUUGAACAGUUGGCUGAUUAUGAUUUUAUCCUGAGUGUAAGUCAACUAAAAUCGUCUGCGUUAGGCAGUAUAAAUUAAUGGAAUACAAUUCUCAACUCUCAAAUAGGUAUUGAAAGAGAUUGUUGAUAUUCUGCCAAUGGACCCACAUGUAAGUAAGAUCACCCUGGACUUCGAAACUGCGUUAUGGAAAGCCUGCAGAUCUAUUUUACCAGAUGUAAAACUGCAAGGAUGUGUUUUCCACUGGACCCAGGCUCUUUGGCGGAAGGUAAUUAAAAUAAUUAAGCUACAGGUAUAUAAUGCCGUCUAUAAAAUUCGGAAAAUAUAAUUUGGUUAUUACCCAUCUGAACGGACUUUACAUGGCAAUUAUACAAAUUUCUUCAUGGAAUCGUUGAUGUUAGUAACAAGUAGGCAUUAAACUGGAGUGGAAAAAAUGGUCAAGAGAAAAUUAUCAAAUAGUCAUGCUUUAAUAUGACAGGACUUGGGAUAAUUUUCUAUGACUUUAAUUUAGAUUCUUUUGUUACAUAGAUUCAAGAGCUUGGUCUCCAGACAGCAUACACAAACGACGAUUCCAUUUAUAAAUAUUUAAGGAAGUUAAUGGCUCUUCCAUUCCUUCCUCAUAAUCAGAUCCAACCAAUCUUCACCACACUAAGUCAACUGGCUCAAAAUCCACCCCUUUCAAAGUUGGUAGAGUACGUCAAGAAGCAGUGGAUCGAAAGCAAAACAUUUCCUCCCAGAAACUGGAGCAUUUACCAGGAAGCUGUUCGGACCAAUAAUGAUAUUGAAGGUUGGCACAAUGCUCUAAACAGACAUGCAGGUGGAGGAAGCAAUUUAUCUUUGUAUCUCCUGAUCGAGAUAUUGGAACGAGAAGCCCAACUGACUGCAAUCAACAUUAGACUCGUGUCGGAACGCAAGCUGAAAAGGAUCCAACGGAAGACAUACAGGAAUCAGCAAGAAAAACUCUUCCAACAAUGGGAACUGUACGAGAAUGGUAAGAAGACGAUUGAGGAACUAUUACGAUUUUGCUCUCAUAUUAAUGGGCCAGCCCGUGGCUAA
This is a messenger RNA of Paramuricea clavata, 11647 nucleotides long. Lineage: Eukaryota; Metazoa; Cnidaria; Anthozoa; Malacalcyonacea; Plexauridae. The record is from the annotation of a GenBank genome assembly.